AUGGAAUCCACAAUAAUCUUCAUCCUUCUCUCCAUCUCCACAUGCUUCUUCUAUUUUCUUAAUUCCCUAUCUCGCCGUCGGAAGUCGGGUGUAAUCACCCGACUGCCRCCCGGCCCAUAUCCGUUUCCGAUCAUCGGAAACAUCUUAAAACUCGGAAACAAACCGCACCACUCCCUUGCCGCCCUCUCCAAAACCUACGGACCUUUAAUGUCCCUUAAACUCGGCACCACCACCACAAUCGUCGUUUCCUCUCGCGAAAUCGCGCAAGAAUUCUUUUUGAAACACGACGUUUCUUUCUCAUCGAGAUCGAUACCGCACGUUGUUAACACACACGACCAUGAUAAACUCUCCAUGGCUUGGUUGCCGGUUGGUGAUCAAUGGCGCAAGCUUCGMAGAAUAUCUAAGGAACAUUUGUUUGUGGUACGCCAACUCGAUGCUAGCCAUCUGCUACGAAAAGAAAAGGUUCAACAACUUGUUGAUCAUGUUCAGGGUUACUGUGAUAACGGGAAACCGGUGAAUAUCGGUCAAACUGCAGCCACAACGACUCUUAAUGUUCUGUCCAACUUCAUCUUCUCUAUUGAUUUAGCUCAGUAUGAUUCUCGUUCUUCUCAAGAUUUUAAGGAUCUCGUAUGGUCUUUAAUGGAAGUUGGUGGAAAACCAAAUAUAGCCGAUUUCUUUCCUGUUCUUCGUUGGUUGGAUCCACAGGGAUUGCUGCGAAAAUCUAAUCUUUAUACUGGGAAGAUAUUGGCGAUAUUCGAAGAAUAUAUCAAUAAACGGUUGGAAGAAAGAAGUUCAGGUUCAUCUGAUGCUUCAUCAAGCAAAGAUCUUCUGGAUUUGCUGUUAGAUAUGAGCGAAAACGAGCAAUCAUUGAUCAGCAUCGACGACAUUCGACACUUGUUGUUUGACUUAUUUAUUGCAGGAACCGAGACAACAUCGAGCACAUUGGAAUGGGCAAUGGCGGAGCUAAUCCACAAUCCCGAGCAAAUGUCGAAAGCCCGAUCAGAGCUAGAGGAAGUAAUCGGAAAGGAAGACCGGACCUUUCAAGAAUCCGACAUCUCGAGGCUCCCAUACUUGCAUGCCAUAGUGAAAGAGACUCUCCGGCUGCACCCUCCGGUGACUUUUCUACUCCCUCAUAAAGCCACAAAGGAUGUGGAGAUCCAAGGCUACAUCAUCCCAAAAGACACUCAGAUCCUUUGUAACUUGUGGGGUAUGGGUCAAGACUCGAACACAUGGUCGGAUGCACAACGGUUCAAGCCACAGCGAUUUCUUGAUGUGGGAAUCGACUACAAGGGUCGUGACUUGGAACUGAUACCGUUUGGUACGGGGAGGAGGAUUUGUCCAGGAUUGCCUCUUGCGCAUAGAAUGCUGCAUUUGAUGUUGGGAUCUUUGAUUUAUAAGUUUGAUUGGAAGAUUGAAGAAGGGAUGGUGAUGGAUAUGAGUGAUAAGUUUGGGAUGACAUUGCAAAAGAAUUUGCCUCUCAUGGCCAUCCCGGUCAAACUUUGA
This is a messenger RNA of Cynara cardunculus var. scolymus (artichoke), 1503 nucleotides long. RefSeq names its product geraniol 8-hydroxylase-like. Lineage: Eukaryota; Viridiplantae; Streptophyta; Magnoliopsida; Asterales; Asteraceae. The transcript has 2 exons. The coding region runs from base 1 to 1503 and encodes 500 amino acids. The record is from RefSeq and is a predicted model, not a curated record. Gene Ontology annotation, molecular function: heme binding; iron ion binding; oxidoreductase activity, acting on paired donors, with incorporation or reduction of molecular oxygen.